ACCGGAUCGAUGGUGGGAGCGGGAUUUGGCGACGCGGAGGCAGAUGCUUUAUGACAUGGCGAAUUCUGUGCCGGAGCCGGAGCCAGCGAAACCUGUGUGCGAAAAUGAGGAUGGUGAUGGUGAUGGAGGUGAUGAGGCUGUUAUCUUUGAUGAUGAUGAGGAGGAGGAGGCUGUUGUUUCCGACGAUAAUGAAGAGGCUGUCGUCUCUGAUGAUGAUGAUGAUGACGAGGCCGUGAUUUCUGACAAUGAUGAGGCCAUUGUUUCUGAUGAUGAUGAGGCCGUUGUCUCUGAUCAUGGUGAUGAAGCUGUUGUUUCUGAAGAUGAUGACGAAGAUGCCCGUGUCAUUGGCAAGUUCGGAAUAUGCUCGACAUACGCAUCGAAUCGAGUCGAAUCCGUGCACAGUAAGUCUUUGAUGGUGAUGAAUUCCCGCCGCCCAGCAGCAGCAGCAGCAGCAGCAAGGCGGACGACGUCUUUUGGGUUUUUCUUUUUACUGAUCGCUGGGGUCUUCCUUCCAGAAAUAGCCCCGACGACGACGAAGCCAUGGAGUAAGUCGAUUGACACUAAUGAAUUCCACCACCACAACCUUCUAGUUCAGCAGAAGUCUGGAUGGAAUAUCACCUUCGCGAGUGGACAGACACCCGCGCGCGAACCAAACUGGCGUAUCGAGACUUUCUCGAAACGAAACCGAAGCCCAAAAAGAUGAUUGUGAGAUGGGAUCUCUGCAAACCAGUCGAGGCUGCUGCCAUUCCCCCCAAAACAACAACAGCAGCAGCAGCAGGCAUCGUCGAGGCUCCAGUCGCGGCGGCGGUGGAAAAUCCAGCUUCAGGUAUGUGCAACCAGCCAAUUCUUCCACCAGUUCUUCCACCGUUCGAUGUGCGAUGAAGAUGAUAACG
Molecule: messenger RNA, 893 nt
Organism: Sphaerulina musiva SO2202
Lineage: Eukaryota; Fungi; Ascomycota; Dothideomycetes; Mycosphaerellales; Mycosphaerellaceae
Exons: 3
Coding region: 44-703 (219 amino acids)
Source: RefSeq, a predicted model, not a curated record